AUGGACCAUUCUGACCACUCACCCGAAAGUCGAGAUUAUCCUGAUGAGUCACCGGAGGAGGCGCUUAUGGCGUCUUUUCGAGUUGCAGCCGAGUCUGUUGCUCAACUUUUCAAAACCUCUUUGAACCAAACGAAGCGUUAUGAUAACGGUUAUGAACAAUGUCUACUAGAUUUGAUGGAAUAUGUUUCAACGCAUCCCAACGUUCAACAAAAACGUCAGACAAGUGGCGGUGACGGUCGAGAUGCAUUCAUAUGUGUUGAUGAUUUGUUAAAGUUUAUUCAUUCUAAAACUGAACAUCUAAAGUCUAUGAGUCGACGAGCCCGCGACGAUGCCAUGAAUGUUCGCCACCAGUCCCAUCAACAAACACAACAUUUUGUACAAGCGCCACAACAGAUAUCCCCUUUUCAAGCCGCUGAUACACAUACACACUCUAAUCCCGGUGACUCUCCGGUGUCGGAUAAUAUCUUUGGAACCGAUCAUGACCAGUUUAACUUUUCUCUUCAAUCAAAUCUUAUGUACCACCCUAUUCAACACGAGAUUGACUGCAUUGAUACAGGACAAGAAGGUGGUAUUGGGAUUUUGUCUAAUGAUUCUUUAAAGAGACGAUUCGGUGGUCCAACAGAAGUGAACUGUUUUGGUCGUUCAAUGCCUCAGGAAUAUUCGUUCUUCGAGCCACUAACUAAAAAAGGAAGGCUCCGCAAGGAUGAGUGA
Cetraspora pellucida is the source of this 711-nucleotide messenger RNA. Lineage: Eukaryota; Fungi; Glomeromycota; Glomeromycetes; Diversisporales; Gigasporaceae. The record is from the annotation of a GenBank genome assembly.